Xenopus laevis (African clawed frog) is the source of this 3271-nucleotide messenger RNA. It is a transcript of the gene tmem200a.L, whose product is annotated as transmembrane protein 200A L homeolog. The coding region runs from base 585 to 2051 and encodes 488 amino acids. Gene Ontology annotation, cellular component: membrane. NCBI's taxonomy places the organism in Eukaryota, Metazoa, Chordata, Amphibia, Anura, Pipidae. The record is from RefSeq and is a predicted model, not a curated record. The transcript has 3 exons.
CUCUCCACCCCCUCACUCCCUCUUCCUAGUGAUAGCUGUGAGCAAUGAUCAGUAGCAGGGAUGAGCACCAGGGAGAAAGGGAAAAGCAGUGCUUCAUUAUUUAACUCUGGACUAGCAUUGGAUGUACAAAAGAAAGCAGCCAAAAGAAAGCAAUAGCUCUCCUUCAAACUGUGCAGCAUGGACAUUGCCCUGCAUACAACUUAAACUCGGACCAAAUGCCCAAGGACUCUUGUUCAUUUCUGGAUCUGAUGUAUACAGUGGAGCCAGUUUUUCUCAUUAAAGUGGUUUAACCCUUGCAAGGCAUGCGUAUGUAGUAACUCAAGAUAUAUGCCUUUGGUUACUGUUCAUCAAAUGUGGGACUGUGCCAUGGGGAAUCAAUGCUCAGUAAGUUCUGAUCCCAGCUGAAAUGAAACUGUUAGAAGAUACAGAGCCAUUUGCUGGAUGCUAUUCUUGUUGGAAACAUGUGCUACUAGGAAUCCAUUAAACUAACCCUAUCUCCAAGCUGAAUACACAUAUCCAUGUGCCUCUAGUGGAAUAAGUAAGAGGAGGGUGCUGUGUCCCAUUACAGAACCUAAGUGAGAAUUAUGAUAGCAACUGGAGGAGUUAUAACUGGACUGGCAGCCUUAAAAAGGCAAGACUCUGCCAGAUCUCAGCACCUGCUGUCACGACCUACUUCACCACCUCCAGAUAAAAAACCAGUGAGACGGCGACCAAGAGCAGACGUAGUCAUUGUGCGAGGAAAAAUUCGUCUUUACUCUCCAUCUGGCUUUUUUCUUAUCCUGGGAGUGUUAAUAUCUGUAGCAGGAAUAGCCAUGGCAGUACUUGGAUACUGGCCUCAGAAAGAGGCAUUUUUAGCUUCUGAAGUUAGAGUUGAGGUUAACCGAACCAAAAUUUUGGAAAAAGCUGGGGUUAUGGUAAAAUUCUUUGAACAACAUCUACACUCAGAAAAGAUGAAAAUGUUAGGUCCGUUUACCAUGGGGAUUGGAAUAUUUAUUUUUAUCUGUGCCAAUGCUAUCCUUCAUGAAAACCGGGACAAGGAAACUAAAGUUAUUCAUAUGAGAGACAUCUAUUCAACUGUCAUAGAUAUUCACAGUACAAGAAUCAAGGAACAGAAGCAUUUAAAUGGCACAUUUUCUGGCUUGCAUGGAGAAUCUGAAUUCAGACAUUCUGAAAAUACAUGUGCAUCUAAAUUGGCAGCAAAUACAAUUGCAUCAUUUUCUGGAAUGAGUGACAGCUACAAAAGUUUCAGCUCUAUGGGGGAUGAGGAAAACCAUCCUCGUGAAACCAAGACCUUUGCAAAUUUGUUACCACCACUUCUCAUGGAAGGCUCUGGUUCCGUUUUUGGAAUUCCUUGUCAUUCAAACAAAUUAGGAGAUGAGAAGUAUAGUGGUUCCAAAAAAUGUGAGACAAAGUCAAUUGUAUCUUCAUCUAUUAAUGCCUUUACAUUGCCUGUAAUAAAACUGAAUAACUGUGUCAUUGAUGAACCGGAUAUUGAUAACAUCACAGAAGACUCGGAAAUUAAUAGUAGCAGACCGAGGAACGUGUCAGUGGAUUCAUUAUCUGUUCCUUCCCCAGAUAUUAUCAGGCCUUUUAAACCUACCAAUGCACCCCUAAUAAGAAGCUAUUCUAUUAUGGAACCACUGCCAAGUAACCAUUCCCCCACACCUAUACCAAGCACUGGACAGCUUUUAUCUCCUGGAGCUGCUCGCAAGCCGUUUGGAUCUAAUACUUCUUUGCAUAUUUUAUCCGCUCAUUCAAAAUCUUUAGACUUAGAAAGAGGUCAUUCUACCUUAACUGUACAAGCUGAACAAAGAAAGCACCCCAGCUGGCCUAGACUUGACCGAAGCAAUAGCAAAGGGUAUAUGAAGCUUGAAAACAAAGAGGACCCAAUGGACAGGCUGAUUGUGCCCCCAGCUCAAUCUGCUAAAAAGGACUACACAAACAAGGAGAAACUCUUGAUGAUUUCACGGUCCCACAAUAACUUAAGUUUUGAACAUGAUGAAUUUUUGAGUAACAACCUUAAAAGAGGCACCUCCGAAACAAGAUUUUAAUAUGAAAUAAAAUAUGUUUAUCAUCAUAAAUUAGAAGUAUUUUUCCUCUUGAGAAUGUGUAUAUAAUAUUUUUUAACCAAAAGAUAUAAAGUGCAGAUAACUGUAUAUCUGCAAGACUUUAUUACUCUGUGGGUUGUGUAAGCCAAAGAAGCGUUCCCAUGGAAUCUUAUUGCUUACUUACAUCAUUUUAAUUGUCCUAUAUCUUGCCUACAGAAAAUGUGUGGGUUAUUUUAUGUGCUGUAUUUUAUAUAUUUAUAAUGAAACUAGUAAUAAUAUUGCCUAUUAAGGUUUAACAGUGAAAUUAUUAGGCAUUUGAAAUCCACAUGAAAUAUGAUAUAUUUAUGAAAGAAGUGAAACUAAUUUUUAAACUGUAUGAACUUACACCAUGUGAAAAUGUUUUCACUAAACAAUCAACUGUGUUUUUUUUAAUCAAAAUAUAAUUUCAAAGAUUUAUAUCUGGAUAUAUAAAGAUGUCAGGUAAUUCUUUUGCAUCUGAAUAAUUUACCUUUCAUCCCUUUUUAAUUUGAUGACUUGUAUAGGGCAAUUGUAAACUUUUCCUUAAAGGGGACCUGUCACCCAGACUUAAAAAGCUGUAUAAUAAAAGUCCUUUUAAAAUAAAACAUGAAACCCAUAUUUUUUAUUUUAUUAAAACAUCCAAGCCUGGUAUAAACGUAUUUAGAAUUUCAGCCAAUCAUAUAUUGCCUUCCCCACAUCUAUUAAUGAGGCACAGCAAUCACUUUCACUUUAAUUUCUACAACUCCUACACUCACUAUAUUCCCAUUCCUUUCCCAAUGUCUGUAAUUGCGUAGCCUGUGCAUGGGCACAUGCAUCAGGUCCUCCUUUCUUGUGCAUACAUGAGAUUUUUGGAUAAUGCAAAGUUUGGCUUGAUAACAGUUUACACAUUCUUAUAUUGACUGACAUAAUAAACUGGGACUUGGGCAUAUUUAUUAGGGUGACAGGUCCCACUUCAUUUUCAUGCAGUGUUCUUUUUUUUAUUCUUUUGCAGGAUUUUUUUAAACAAAUGUUUUUUUAAGAGAUAAAAAGCUUGUCUGGUUUUAGUUGGUAAUUUUGUAAUUUUUGAAAAAGACACUUAUGAAAAAUAAUCCUACACACAGGGAAAAAUGCAAUUAGUGCAAGAAAACACAAGAGUUUUCUUUUAUUUUACAUCAUUCAACCCUAGGGGGGUUAUUUAUCUCAAUAUUUUCUGAAAAAAACUGGGC